This is a messenger RNA of Nerophis lumbriciformis (worm pipefish), 747 nucleotides long. NCBI's taxonomy places the organism in Eukaryota, Metazoa, Chordata, Actinopteri, Syngnathiformes, Syngnathidae. The record is from RefSeq and is a predicted model, not a curated record.
AUGGCGGUAUUAGGGAACCCCGACAUGCUGACGAGGAAGAUCAAGCUCUGUCACAUCAACGCCCACAUCACGUGUCGGCUGUGCGACGGCUACCUGAUCGACGCCACCACCGUCACGGAGUGUUUGCACACGUUCUGUCGAAGCUGCCUUGUGAAGUACCUAGAAGAGAACAACACAUGUCCCACAUGCAGAAUUGUUAUUCAUCAGAGCCAUCCACUGCAGUACAUUGGCCAUGACAGAACAAUGCAAGAUAUUGUUUAUAAGUUGGUACCUGGUCUUCAAGAGGCGGAGAUAAAGAAGCAGCGAGACUUCUACCAGAAGUUGGGCAUGGAGGUCCCUGGUGACAUUAAAGGAGAGCUGUGCAACAUGAAGACGCAUCUGGAUCAGCGAAACGGAGACAGUAAACCUGAGGACACACCCAAUAAGGAAGGAGAGGAGAAAGCAGAGGAGGACAACGACUAUCACCGUAGCGAUGAGCAGGUAAGCAUAUGCCUGGAGUGCAACAGCAGCAAACUCCGAGGCCUGAAACGUAAGUGGAUCCGCUGCUCGGCGCAGGCCACAGUCCUCCACCUCAAGAAGUUCAUAGCCAAAAAGCUCAACCUGACCUCCUUUAAUGAGUUGGAUAUUUUAUGCAAUGAGGAAAUACUAGGCAAGGACCACACGUUGAAAUUUGUCGUUGUGACGAGAUGGAGAUUUAAGAAAUCUCCCCUCCUGCUCCAUUACAGACCUAAGAUGGAUCUGCUGUAG